GUCUGCCUCGCAGUAAAAUUGCGGAAGUGAAAGAGUAGACCGAAUAGAGGUGUAACCCCUGCUUGUGCGGCAUGCGGUGAAGACAUGAGGCAACUUUAAAUACACAAAGAGCACGGCUUUACAGAGGAAUGUUAGAUGUUAAGAGUCGUGAUGGCGGAUUAACGCGCAGAUUUCAGCUUUGAACGGAUCGGAAUAGAGAGCAGUGACUUGUGUUGUGUGACAUUGACAUUGGACUUCUGCUGCCUGCUGAAUCACACAGGGUUGAUACUAGAGUCGAUUUUCUCACAUCAGCAAACGGUGUUUUGUAAAGAUUUAGAAGUGGUUGUUUUAAAGCUAGUCUUUCUCAUUGUGAUCAUGGUUGACCCGGCGCGCGCUUGUGUAACUCUGGUAACUGGGUGAAAGGUCACCUCUGGUCCACCGCUAAAGCACCGGCGAUAUUUAUUUAAUGCUCCUGGACACAUUUCUUAUCGCAAGAUUGUUGUACUACUCCAAGGGCAAUGUCUCUGGUUUUCCUGCGGCCCAACACCAGUGCAGUCGGCAAAAAGGACAAGCGACUCAUGGCCGAGGUGAACGCCUCCCCACUCAAGCACUUCGUCACCGCCAAGAAGAAAAUCAACGGCAUCUUUGAGCAGCUCGGCGCCUACAUCAAAGAGAGCUCGGGCUUUCUGGAAGAGACCUACAGCAAUGAGGAGCUGGAUCCAGUCACUACAGAGGAGCAGGUGGCGGAGGUACGGGGUUACCUGUCCAAGGUGGCAGGGAUUGGCGAGGUGCUGUCCCGUAGACACAUGAAAGUGGUGUUUUUUGGCAGGACAAGCAAUGGCAAAAGCUCCGUAAUCAACGCCAUGUUGUGGGACAAAGUUUUACCAUCGGGCAUUGGCCACACCACCAACUGCUUCCUGCGUGUAGAAGGGACUGACGGCAACGAUGCAUUCCUGCUUACAGAAGGAUCUGAGGAAAAGAAGAGCGUUAAAACAGUGAACCAGCUGGCCCAUGCCCUCCAUCAGGACCAGGAGCUGGAUGCAGGCAGUCUGGUGUGUGUCAUGUGGCCUAAAGCUAAGUGCGCUUUACUGCGGGAUGACCUGGUACUGGUGGACAGCCCUGGCAUAGAUGUCACCACAGAGCUGGACAGCUGGAUCGACAAGUUUUGCCUGGAUGCUGACGUUUUUGUGCUAGUGGCCAAUUCAGAGUCCACGUUGAUGCAGACAGAGAAAUCAUUCUUUCACAAGGUGAAUGAGCGACUCUCGAGCCCUAACAUCUUCAUCCUGAACAACCGCUGGGACGCCUCGGCCAACGAGCCUGAGUACAUGGAGGAGGUCCGCCGGCAGCACAUGGACCGCUGCACCAGCUUCCUGGUAGAUGAACUGGGGGUGGUGGACCGAGCGCAGGCCAGCGACCGAAUCUUCUUUGUGUCUGCUAAAGAGGUGCUGCAGGCACGUGUGCAGAAGGCCCAGGGCAUGCCUGAAGCAGGUGGUGCACUGGCUGAAGGCUUUCAAGCUAGAAUGUUCGAGUUUCAGAACUUUGAGCGGCGUUUUGAAGAGUGCAUCUCCCAGUCAGCGGUGAAGACAAAGUUUGAGCAGCACACCGUGAGGGCCAAGCAGAUCUCAGAAGCCCUACGACUAAUUAUGGACUCUGUGCAUGUGGCAGCCCAAGAGCAGAGGAUCCACUGCAUGGAAACAAAAGAAGAGCGAGAGGAUAGGCUGGAGUUCAUUGAUAAGCAACUGGACCUGCUCACUCAGGACUGCAAGAGUAAGAUAAAGAAGAUCACAGAGGAGGUCGAAAAGCAGGUGUCGAAUGCAAUGGCAGAGGAGAUAAGGAGACUGCACGUGCUGGUAGACGAUUUUCACAUGGACUUUCAUCCCUCGCAAGUGGUUCUGAAAGUCUACAAGAACGAGCUUCACAAGCAUAUAGAAGAGGGUCUGGGCAAGAAUAUGUCUGACAGGUGUUCGAACACCAUCAGUGCAGCCCUGAACAGCACACAAACUGAAAUGAUAGAUGGCCUGAAGCCCUUGCUGCCCACCCCAGUGAAGGAGCAAGUGGAUAAGAUGGUGCCCAGACAGUGCUUCAGUCUCUGCUAUGACCUCAACUGUGACAAGCUGUGCAGAGACUUCCAGGAGGACAUCGGCUUCCACUUCUCCUUAGGCUGGACCAUGCUGGUCAAUCGCUUCCUCGGGCCUAAGAACACCCGCCGUGCCCUUAUGGGCUACAACGACCAGGUUCCCAGGCCUUUGGCAAUCACUCCUGUCGGUACGGCCAUGCCCCCCUUCCCACAGGGCUCUGUGACCCAGGAAGAGCUCAUGGUCUCUAUGGUGACGGGACUUGCUUCUCUUACGUCCCGAACAUCCAUGGGCAUCAUAGUCGUAGGAGGAGUGAUCUGGAAGGCUGUAGGUUGGAGGCUUAUUGCUCUGUCAGUGGGGCUCUAUGGCCUUCUUUACGUCUACGAGAGGCUCACGUGGACCACUAAAGCGAAAGAACGAGCCUUCAAGAGGCAGUUUGUGGACUAUGCCAGUGAGAAGCUGCAGCUCAUCGUCAGCUACACCGGCUCCAACUGUAGCCACCAAGUCCAGCAGGAGCUGGCAGGCACCUUUAACCAGCUGUGCCAGCAGGUCGAUGUGACACGUCAGCAGCUGGAAGAAGACAUUCAGGACAUGAACCGCAAGAUCGAACACCUGGACACAUUACAGAGCAAAGCCAAGCUGCUCAGGAACAAAGCUGGCUGGUUGGACAGCGAACUGAACAUGUUCACCCAACAGUACCUUCAUCAGAGCCGAUAAAGGAAUACUUAAAGUCUAAGAUAAAGUCUAAUUAUUUAGCUACAUGACCAAGACCAACAUCAUUCACUUCUACUACUACCUAAAGAGUGCUCCCAAAUGAGCACCCCCAAAUUACUCCCUCUUUCAGUCAAUUUAUUCUGCUUGUACAAAUGAUGAGAUCUUUUAGCCAUGCUUUUACAGAACAGAAGAGGAGAGGAGGAUUUAAUAAUAAUACCAAAUCGAUUAGAAGUCUGGAAUGACUUGUUGUUUUCUUUCGGCAUUUCAUGUACACUUGCCUUUGAGGAUUCUGAGGUAGAGAACUUAAAGAAAGGUAACACUUUUUUUUUAAGACCUUUGUUUUCUCUUGGCAAAUAGAUUUUGUUUGUGUGAAUGAAUUAUUUAUUCUUUGCAUUAAGUUUUCGAACUCGUCGUCUUGUCUAGGCUGUGGCCAGUGGGAUUUACAGCGAUACUUGAUAUUUUGUACGCUAAAAUGCCAUGAAGAAAGAAAAUGGUAGAUUGCAAAUGCAUCCUUAUCUUCUCUGUGUGAGUUCACAUGAUGAAAUGAAUAUGGGAAUAAUGUUUCACAGUCACAACCCAGCUAUAUCUAAUAGAGUUCAGCAGGGUAGAUGUGCUUUGGGUGACUUGAAAAUGUGACAGUCUGGGAAAACUCUUCACAUGGUGAAAUUUUGAACCGAAAUAAGUUUGGAUCUCAACCAGACAUGAAGUUCUAGCAUUAUAAUGUCACCUCAAACAUGAAAAGGGAGCAAAUUUAUAUACUUCGUUCUUACUUCAUAAUUCUGAUUUAUAAACCAAAUUGCUGAGGCUUAUGUCUGUUUUGCUGUCACACAUAGCUACUCAAUAACAACUUGAUCAAAGCAUGAUGUUCACUAUGUAUGGAAAUUACACUGCGCUAGCAAGGUUUUUAAAAUAUUUAAACAGACCGACUCCUUACCCAAUGUGAAAAAAGUCUUUGUAGAAAGAUAGCCUAGACAAGACCAAGCUGUUUUUGAGAGAUUUUUUUUUGUUGUUUUUUAAACCUUGUUUUAUGUUCUAGGCAGAGAAAACACGAUUUUAGCUCAAAUCAAAUUUUUCGUCAGUUUUGGCCAGAAUUCAGAUAUUGCAGAAGUCCAGCAGGUUUUCCCAAACCACCACAUAAACAGACUUUUGAAUGGACAGCAAGAUUUCCUGUGAAUUAUGCGUACCUUUUUACAUCUGUAUAAGUAAGCCCAUUAUAUUACAGCAGUUUUCUUUGGUACCGGGUUUGGCGUCUUUACUGGUGCGAAAAUAGGUCAGUGUUUGGGAAGCGGGACCGUAGGUGCAGAACGAGAAUUAUUCCAGUAUGUAGUCUUGGCACUGUGGCUUGUGCAGGAGACAUGGUUUUGUUGUUGCAACCACACUACAAAAAUGGUGUAUAUUUGCAGUGUUCAAAGGCUGCGUGUAUAGAAGUGGCACUAUUUAUUUAAUCUAAGCUAAAUCAAAUCAUCAGGUUUGUGUUAAAAGAAAAACACAUGAAAUGAAGAAUGCAGGAUGAAAUGUUCUAGUAUGUGGUGACUGUUAGUGAAACAUGAAAUUCCCUUGAGGGAAAAAUUGCUGUUUAGGUUUACGGACUACUUAUUUAAUAUCAUUUGAAUUAAUGAAAUGCCUCUAGGAUUUGUGAUGUAUAUCUGCGCCAUAUUGUCUUACACUGAGAUUGAUAUCAACACAUUACUACAUAUAAAAGGCAUAUUUAAGGAAUGUUCAACUCUUACAUGUAAUGAGAGUGUGUGUGUGAGAGAGAGAGGAGGGGAUCAUCCCCAGUCCAUCGCUGUUUCCACGUCAUGUGUAAUAGCCGUGCAGUUUGGAUUAUAGUUUGUGCCAAGUGUUUAAGAAAGGGAUCUGAAGAAUUCUUCACUGAUUGUGCACUUUACUUUUGCUGCUUUGUUGUUAUUUUGUACAUUUGAUCUAUAGAUUCCAUGCCAAUAGUAAUGUAUAGCUGUGCAUGCUUUGACUAUUGUAACACGAUGUCUGAUAUCCAACACAUGUUAAACGAAAUAAAAUCGAAACCAUAAAAUUGA
This is a messenger RNA of Ictalurus punctatus (channel catfish), 4804 nucleotides long. RefSeq names its product mitofusin 2 (gene mfn2). Gene Ontology annotation, cellular component: mitochondrial outer membrane. The transcript has 18 exons. Lineage: Eukaryota; Metazoa; Chordata; Actinopteri; Siluriformes; Ictaluridae. Gene Ontology annotation, biological process: mitochondrion localization; mitochondrial fusion. Bases 498 to 2771 code for a protein of 757 amino acids. The record is from RefSeq and is a predicted model, not a curated record. Gene Ontology annotation, molecular function: GTPase activity; GTP binding.